Coprinopsis cinerea okayama7#130 is the source of this 5489-nucleotide messenger RNA. RefSeq names its product 1,3-beta-glucan synthase. Bases 1 to 5337 code for a protein of 1778 amino acids. The transcript is spliced from 13 exons. Gene Ontology annotation, molecular function: 1,3-beta-D-glucan synthase activity. NCBI's taxonomy places the organism in Eukaryota, Fungi, Basidiomycota, Agaricomycetes, Agaricales, Psathyrellaceae. Gene Ontology annotation, biological process: (1->3)-beta-D-glucan biosynthetic process; fungal-type cell wall polysaccharide biosynthetic process. The record is from RefSeq and is a predicted model, not a curated record. Gene Ontology annotation, cellular component: plasma membrane; 1,3-beta-D-glucan synthase complex.
AUGUCUGGCCGCCACGGGGCUCCAAGUCAGGAGGGUUACCCUUCCUCGUCCCCGUCAAUGGACCACUCAAACGACCCUUUUAACUCAAACCGCCGCUUUUACGAUAACGAGUCUGACCAUGUUGAAUUCGGCCGUCGCGACCGCCGCGAAACAUACACCUCAGACUCGAGCAACCCUGCAGUCAACGACUAUGACAACAACGGAAACUAUGAGUAUCCCAUGCAAGAUACCGACUCAGAUCGAGACGUCUAUGCAGAACGACCAGCACCGUCCUCAGAGUCCAUAGGGCCAACAGGAGGGCGCUCAGCAUACCUAGACACAGGCGCACCGUCCUACAACGAAUACAACGUCCCCCCGCGAGACCAGUACCCAGCCUGGAGCGCCGACCGACAGAUACCGCUCUCCAAGGAGGAGAUUGAGGACGUCUUUCUGGAUCUCACACAAAAGUUUGGUUUCCAACGGGAUUCGAUGAGGAAUAUGUUCGACUUCCUUAUGCAGCUGCUUGACAGUCGAGCAUCUCGCAUGACCCCAAACCAGGCUCUCUUGACCCUCCAUGCUGACUACAUCGGCGGCCACAACGCAAACUAUCGCAAAUGGUACUUUGCCGCCCAGCUCGAUCUCGACGACGCUAUCGGCCAGACACAAAAUCCAGGCCUCAGCCGCAUGAAGUCGAAAAGGGGAUCAAAGAAGCGCGGAGGCCAUGAAAAGUCCCUCGCAACCGCACUAGAGCGUUGGAGGCAAGCAAUGAACAAUAUGAGCCAGUACGACCGUCUGCGACAAAUCGCCCUCUACUUGCUCUGCUGGGGAGAGGCCGCCUCAGUCCGCUUCGUCCCCGAGUGUCUCUGUUUCAUCUUCAAAUGCGCGGAUGACUACUACCGGUCGCCCGAGUGCCAGAAUCGCAUGGAACCAGUACCCGAAGGUCUCUACUUGAAAACCGUCAUCAAGCCUCUCUACCGUUUCAUUCGAGACCAGGGUUAUGAGGUUGUUGAUGGCAAAUUCGUUAGAAGGGAGAAGGAUCACGCCGACAUCAUCGGUUACGACGAUGUGAACCAGCUCUUUUGGUACCCAGAGGGAAUUGCAAGAAUAGUCCUCAACGACAAGACUCGCCUAAUCGACCUUCCACCCGCACAACGGUACACCAAGUUCGACAGGAUUGACUGGAAUCGAGCGUUCUUCAAGACCUAUUACGAGAAGCGUUCCUUUGGUCAUCUCCUGGUCAACUUUAACCGUGUUUGGGUUGCUCACAUCUCUCUGUUCUAUUUCUACACCGCAUACCACUCUCCCUCCAUCUAUCGGUUUGGAAACCGAGAUUCGACAGCCAUGCGAUGGAGUGCAACCGCACUCGGCGGCGCUGUUUCCACCAUCAUCAUGAUCCUCGCAACCCUCGCCGAAUUCUCCUAUAUCCCGACAACCUGGAACAAUACCUCCCACCUCACCCGACGACUCCUUUUCCUCUUCAUCACCCUCGGCCUCACCUCCGGACCCACGUUCUAUGUCGCCAUCGUCGAAUCGAACAACACGGGUGGUACACUCGCGCUCAUCCUCGCUAUCGUCCAGUUUUGUAUAUCGGUCAUCGCCACGCUCUUGUUCGCCAUCAUCCCCUCUGGUCGCAUGUUUGGUGAUCGGGUUGCGGGCAAAUCGCGCAAGUACCUCGCAAGUCAGACGUUCACGGCCAGCUAUCCUGUCUUGGGCAGCAAGUCCCGGAUAGGGUCAGUUACCCUCUGGAUCCUCGUCUUCCUCUGCAAAUCCGUCGAGUCGUACUGGUUCCUCACCCUCUCCUUCCGGGACCCUAUCGCGGUGAUGGUGCACAUGAAGGUUCAAGGCUGCAACGACCGGUUCUUUGGACGGGCCUUGUGCUAUAACCAUGCUGCGUUCACGCUGACGAUCAUGUAUAUCAUGGAUUUGAUCCUCUUCUUCCUGGACACGUUCUUGUGGUAUAUCAUUUGGAACACCACGUUUAGUAUUGCGCGGUCCUUUAUCUUGGGGUUGUCGAUUUGGACUCCAUGGAAGGAUAUCUAUACCCGGUUACCCAAGAGGAUUUAUUCCAAGUUGUUGGCUACGGGGGAUAUGGAGGUCAAGUAUAAGCCCAAGGUCCUCGUCUCGCAAAUCUGGAACGCCAUCAUCAUCUCCAUGUACCGCGAACACCUGCUCUCCAUCGAUCACGUUCAGAAGCUGCUGUACCACCAAGUCGAUACCGGCGCAGGCGGUCGAAGGAGUCUACGUGCCCCGCCGUUCUUCAUUAGCCAGGGCGACAAGAGUGUCAAGGGCGAGUUCUUCCCGGCUGGAAGUGAGGCUGAGCGAAGGAUUUCGUUCUUUGCGCAGUCUUUGACUACAUCGAUUCCGGAGCCUCUUCCUGUGGAUGCCAUGCCUACGUUUACGGUUCUUACGCCUCAUUAUAGCGAAAAGACUCUGCUUUCGCUCCGCGAAAUUAUCCGUGAAGAGGACCAGAACACGCGUGUGACGCUGCUCGAGUACUUGAAGCAGCUUCAUCCUAUCGAGUGGGACAAUUUCGUCAAGGAUACCAAGAUCCUCGCCGAGGAGUCCGCCAUGUUCAACGGUGCCAAUCCAUUCGGCAACGAAGAGAAGGGUCAAAAGGCCGACGACAUUCCGUUCACGUUCAUUGGAUUCAAGAGUUCCUCCCCCGAGUUCACGCUUCGUACCCGAAUCUGGGCCUCCCUCCGCGCUCAAACGCUCUACCGCACGGUGUCUGGCAUGAUGAACUACGCCAAAGCCAUCAAGUUGCUUUACCGCGUCGAGAACCCCGAGAUCGUCCAGUUGUUCGGCGGGAAUACGGAUAAAUUGGAGAGGGAGCUCGAGAGGAUGGCCAGGCGCAAGUUCAAGUUUGUCGUUUCGAUGCAACGGUACUCCAAGUUCAACAAGGAGGAGCACGAGAACGCCGAGUUCCUUUUGCGAGCCUACCCAGAUUUGCAGAUCGCCUAUCUCGAAGAGGAGCCGCCUCGCAAGGAAGGAGGGGAGUCUAGGAUUUUCUCGGCGCUUAUCGAUGGGCAUUCGGAUUUCAUCCCGGAGACUGGAAGGAGAAGGCCCAAGUUCCGUAUUGAGCUCCCUGGCAACCCGAUUCUUGGAGACGGCAAGUCGGACAACCAGAACCACGCGAUCAUCUUCUACCGGGGCGAAUACCUGCAACUUAUCGACGCCAACCAGGAUAAUUACCUCGAGGAGUGUCUCAAGAUCCGGAACGUCCUUGGCGAGUUUGAAGAGUACGCUGUGUCGAGUCAGUCGCCGUACGCCCAGUGGGGACACAAGGACUUCAAGACUGCCCCUGUCGCCAUCGUCGGAGCGCGCGAGUACAUCUUCUCGGAGAACAUUGGUAUUCUCGGUGAUUUGGCGGCUGGCAAGGAGCAGACGUUCGGUACGCUCGCUGCGCGGUCUAUGGCGUGGAUUGGCGGGAAGCUGCACUACGGUCAUCCGGAUUUCCUGAAUGGGUUGUACAUGACCACUCGUGGUGGUGUUUCCAAAGCCCAGAAGGGACUCCAUUUGAACGAGGAUAUCUAUGCGGGUAUGAAUGCCUUUGGACGAGGUGGACGGAUCAAGCAUACGGAGUAUUAUCAGUGUGGCAAGGGUCGUGAUUUGGGCUUUGGUACCAUCCUAAACUUCCAGACGAAGAUUGGGACUGGUAUGGGAGAGCAGAUGUUGAGUCGGGAGUAUUACUAUCUUGGGACGCAGUUGCCCAUUGAUAGGUUCUUGACGUUUUAUUAUGGCCAUCCUGGAUUCCAUAUCAACAAUAUGUUGGUCAUUUUGUCGGUGCAGACUUUUAUUGUUACUAUGGUUUUCCUGGGUAGCAUGAAUUCGCGUCUUACGAUUUGCGAGUAUACGAAGAGUGGGCAGAUGAUUGGGAACCAGGGUGGAUGCUAUAACCUCGUACCGGUCUUUGAGUGGAUCGAGAGGUGUAUCAUUUCGAUUUUCUUGGUCUUCAUGAUUGCGUUCUUGCCGCUCUUCCUUCAAGAACUCGUCGAACGCGGAACAUUCAAAGCCGUCUUCCGUCUCGCCAAACAAUUCGGGUCUCUCUCGCCUGUGUUCGAAGUCUUCUCGACGCAGAUCUACACCCAUUCCAUCCUCAGCAAUCUCACCUUUGGUGGUGCUCGAUACAUCGCUACUGGACGUGGUUUCGCGACGACUAGGAUUUUCUUCAACAUCCUGUUCUCGCGUUUCGCUGGGCCGAGUAUAUACUUGGGUAUGAGGACGCUGUUAAUGUUGCUUUAUGUGACGUUAUCGCUGUGGACGCCGUUCCUCCUCUACUUCUGGGUGUCUAUUCUUGCCUUGUGUAUUGCGCCGUUCUGGUUCAACCCGCAUCAAUUCGUGUUCUCAGACUUUAUCAUUGACUAUCGCGAAUUCUUGCGAUGGAUGUCACGAGGAAACUCCAAGUCGCAUAACAACUCGUGGAUUGGAUACUGUCGUCUCUCGCGCACGAUGAUCACUGGUUACAAGAAGAAGAAACUCGGCAACCCCUCUGAGAAGCUCUCUGGUGACAUUCCCCGUGCAACCUGGCGCGCCGUCCUUUUCUCGGAGAUUUUCUUCCCGGUGUUCAUGGCUGUCCUCUUCACGAUCGCGUACAUGUUCGUCAAGUCUUUCCCUGACGAGGAUGGCAACUACCCGCCAAGCCCGCUCAUCCGGAUUGCCUUGAUUUCGUUGGGCCCGAUUGUGUGGAAUGCGGCGAUUUUGUUGACGCAGUUCCUUAUUUCGUUGUUCCUUGGACCGAUCUUUAGUGCGAAGAAUUCGAACUUUGGAUCGGUUAUGGCUUCGAUUACGCAUGGGCUGGGUGUGUUGGGUAUGGUUGGUGCUUUCGAGUUCUUGUGGGUUCUCGAACGCUGGAACACUGCCGACGCUGUACUCGGUCUCAUUGCCGUCAUCGCCAUCCAACGUGCCUUCCACAAGAUCCUCAUCUCCGUCUUCCUCUCUCGCGAGUUCAAGCACGACGAGACGAACAUGGCGUGGUGGACUGGCCGAUGGUACGGUCGCGGCUUGGGCAACCAUGUCCUGUCGCAGCCUGCACGUGAAUUCAUCGUCAAGAUUGUUGAGCUCUCGCUGUGGAGUGGAGAUUUGUUGUUGGGGCAUUUGCUGUUGUUCAUGCUCACGCCGCCUAUUUUGAUACCCUACUUUGAUCGGUUCCAUGCCACGCUUCUUUUCUGGCUUCGACCCUCGAAACAGAUUCGUGCGCCGCUGUAUUCAAUUAAACAGAAAAAGCAACGACGCUCCAUUGUCAUCAAGUAUGGACUAAUCUACAUUUUCGUGAUCGCUGUGUUUGCUGCUCUCAUUGCUAUCCCUAUCAUCUUCAGCCAUACUCUCAAAUUCGAUUGCGCAAUUUGCGACAGCAUUUAAACCCCUUUUUCCCAUGAUAGUAGUAGUAGUACCUCAUUCUCAUUCUUACGAUCUCGCAUAGACUUUUCAUCUUCUUUCUACAUGACCGAUGCCAUACUUGUUCAUCUUGUACGACGCGUUUUAAUCCCCCUCUUUUUUUCUUUGUGUGUGUG